AUGGCCGCCGCUGACGUCACCACUAGGCGGCCUAGAGACGAGAGACUGCGCACAAGACGAGAAGCGCCGUCCGCGGCUAUCAGCGAAGAAGGCGCGCCCGAUAAGGCGGAGCAGAUAUCGACUGCGGCGACGACAUCAGGCCGGCCAUUGGUGCGCGGACCGCUAUUGGCCACUCUCCGAGCGCGCCCGAACCUGCCCGAGGAGCGCGAGUCAUCCGGGCGCAGACGGAGCGUCACGACGGCGCGGCAGUGGAGUCGACCUGGCCGGACCGCCGCGGUCUUCGCCGGACGCCUGGACGCCGGCCCGACACCGCUCAGGGACCCCCUGGGAGACCGGCCACCCGCCGCGCGCGGGAGCAUGGCGGGUUGCGGAGCUGCCCCCGGGCUGCUCACCCGACUCCUGCUGAUGCUGCUGGUGGUCUCGCAGGUUACCAGUUUGAAAAAUUCGUCAUUAAUAGGCGGGACGAGCGUGGCGAGCGUGCAGAGCGUGCAGAGCGUGGUGUACGCGGCCGCCGUCAGCAACCUGAGCGUGGUCGCCGAGUUGCUCCACGCCGGCUCCCGCACGCUGCAGCUCCGCGUCGCCUGGCGGCUGCCCUCAGAAGGCAGGCGCCCCUCCAGACUGGUGCUGACAGUGGUACGGGCCGACUACCCCGGCUGUCCCCUGGAGCCCGACUACUGCCCCGACGGCUUCGUCUACGAGGUCAUAGAGGACACGGACAGGACGAACAUGGCGGUCCCGCGGCAUCCGCUGCGCGAUCCGUUCAAGAUCGUGCCCGAGUGCUGCUACGAGGUGAAGAUGGAGUCGAGCCCGCACGACGGGCGAACCUUCGCCGCCGUCAACUUCUCCGCCCCAGAGUGUGUUCGAGAUGUGUGCAGUUGUCGCGUGAACAGACUGCCCGCCCCCAAUGUGACGUCAGUGUCUGCGGUGGGCGCAGACACCGUGAAGGUCACGUGGACCGUGGACCCCGUGGAGAGGGGAGGGGAGGGGGAGGCGCUGGCGAACAUCUCCAGGUUCAGGGUCAGGCUGGGCGAGGAGGUGCUGCGCUCCAGCAGCGGACUCGCUGUGUUCAACACCAGCGCGCGGGCGGCCGUGCCGGGGGCGGCGGCCGGGGGCGGCGCGGCGCUGCUGGGGGCGGCGCUGAGGGGCGACCGCCGCUACCAGGCCGAGGUGUGGGCCGAGGACGCCAGGCGGUGCCGCGGUCGCAGCGGCUCCCUCGUCUUCGCCGGAGGAUCACUCGUACAUAGUAGUGAACUGAAAUAUAACAUUUGGGCGCUGCCCGUCGUCCUGGCGAUCUGCGUGCUGGCGGCUGCUCUCUGCCUCGCGGCCUGGCUCACCAGUCGUCGUUGCGUCAGGCGCGCCGAGCUGCGUCUGCGCCCGCCCGACGCCUACAAGCCCGUCAGCGUCAACAGUGACAUUCCUCGAUUUUCUGAUGUCAUCAAGUCAGCUUUACAUGAAAGAAACAUUCUCUACGUGGAAGCAGAAAUAGAGGACGCACGGCGCCGCGGGGCUGCGGACUGCUUCGAGGUGAGCCCCGGCUGCCUGCAGCUGCUGCACGAGGUGGGCAAGGGUGCGUUCGGCCAAGUGUUCCUGGCGCAGGCCGAGUGCCUGGGAGGCGUGCCGGGUCGCCUCGCCGUGGCUGUCAAGACACUCCGGCCGCAGGCCAGCGACGAGGAGUCGGAGGAGUUCCUGGCCGAGAUAGCGAUGAUGAAGCGGGUGGGCCGACACCCGAACGUGGUCGCCAUGCUGGGCUGCUGCACCCUGGCCGCGCCCUACUUCAUGGUCAUGGAGUUCGUGCCGUGCGGAGACCUGCUGCGGUACCUGCACGCCCUGAGGGCCAAGUACCAGCGGCGGGUCGCGGCCGGACCAAAGUACCUGCAGCUCAUGCUGACCCCCUCUGACUCAGGGGCGUCCUACAUUUUCCCCGGAGAAUCAUCAUGCGACUCGUCGGAGAGUGUGUUCAUUUCUCCAGACACCACAGACAGCGGUGCAUCAGCACCGAGCGGUACACUGGCCAGCGCGGCGGACGAAGCGCCGGUCCGAGCCGGGCCGCGCGGACGCAGCAGCGUGCUGGACUCGGCGGAGCUGCAGGACUUCGCGCUGCAGGUGGCGCGGGGGAUGGAAUACCUGGAGGACAGGCAGAUCACGCACAGGGACCUGGCGGCGAGGAACGUGCUGAUCGACGAGCGCAAGACCCUCAAGAUCUCGGACUUCGGGCUGUCGCGGCGCGGCGUGUACGUGACCGCGGGGCACAAGAAGGUGCCGCUGCGCUGGAUGUCGGUGGAGGCGAUCCGGGACAACCAGUACUCCAGCAGGAGCGACGUGUGGGCCUUCGCCGUGCUGCUCUGGGAGAUCGGCACCCUGGGAGCAUUUCCGUAUGCCACGGUGGGAGACUACAGACUCCUGCCCUUCCUGCUGGAGGGGAAGCGUUUGGAGAAGCCAGACAACUGCACCAAAGAACUGUACGCGCUGAUGCUCCAGUGCUGGGCGCACAGCGCCGACGACCGGCCCCAGUUCGCGAGCGUCGUGGCGUCGCUGGAGGCGAUGUCGGCCUCCAGGCGCGCCUACGUCAACUUCGACCAGCUUCUCGAGGGUCACUCCUUCCCGCCGACCGAGGAGGAGCUCAAGUCGCGCUGAAGAAGCGACCGGACACUCGCCUCAACGCUCGCCCCGAUACGUCGACUGCGGACCCGGAUCGACGAGGAAGCGGCUGACGUACGAAACCCACGUGGCAGACCACGCGCAGUCGUGCGCGGAUCGACCAUAAUGAACAAAAUAAAACAAUAACCGGUGCAAUAAUGUCAUAUCGUAACUAAACUUUUCGAGUUUCUGCUGGUUUUGCGACUGGCCCAAAGCACGUAAUACUCGGGCAUUCAGCAGCGAAAUGGAGUAGCGGCUCCUUUGAUGCAGGUGUAAUCAACAGUCUGUUGGCCAAGUCGUAGCCAGCGGCGUAUGCAAAAUCCUAAAAUAAAAUAUAUAAUUCCCACCAAAAAAAGAAAAGAAUUUGAAAGCAAGCGGGACUGGAAAAAUUUGCGGGGUUCAAUGACCUCCAGGAUACAUUCCAUGUUCCUCUGCUUUCUCUGCCUUUCCAUUGGCUGUAAACUUGUGAGGUGUCUCAACCGGGUAACUUAUGAUUCUAUCUUCAUUGAGUGAGUGUCUCUAAUUGGCCCAGGGUCCUCCAGAUUUACAGUGAACUAAUAUCAGAAGCUUCAAAACGGUAUAAUUACUUUAAAAUUAGCACAUCACGAAAUGGUUCCGCAAGUUUUUCCGGUCUCUAUCUUAUCUUCCCCCUCCCUUCGAAAUUAAAUUCUGCACAUGCUCACGAUUGCAGCUGUGGGGACGGCCUCACGUCUGAUUGGUCACUCCUCGCCAUGGAAACCUCUCAUUGGCCGGGUCCAGCUGCUGGCUCAGUUCGCCCCCUGGACACAUUGUUUGGCUGGUUGGGUUUCCAUAAGUACUCAUUAUUUUGUCAAUUUAAAUAAUGAAUUCCUUGUAAAUUAUGUUUUAAAACAUUAACUUUGAAUUGUUUCUUUUUUUCAUUUGAGAUCAUACCCGCAUCCUUACUAUUCUCAUUUAUUAUUUCUUGUUCAAUUAAAAAAAUACUAAUAAUUUCUCUCUAUCUGUACUUAAUAAGCGAGAAGCGAGAAGUUUCACUUGUGUUGCGCGUGGACUCCACGCACAUAUUUCUUUUACUAUUGACCGUCUCAUGCUUAGAUUGCAGUGCAUGGCUUAUGGCGUGCGCUGUUGCCAGAUCUCUUAACACGUUACGAAGAAGUUCAGGGGGAAUGCACUCCUUUAGAAUCUGUUCCAGUGGUUUAUAAUGUUUUGGACCUGUACCUUCUAUCACGUUUCAUAAAUCUAUAAUAAAUCGCCUCUUUUUUUUAAAAUUAAAACAAGAAACAAUUCACACACUUUCAUUGAUAUGAAUUGAUACGAAAAUUGUAAUGUUCACUUGAUAAAUAAAUGAAUAAUAUCCAAUACCUUCAAUUUCAAGUAUACUUGUUAUAUUUGGCAACAGCACGUGCAGAAACGAGGACAGUGCUUGUGACAGUUGGCGUGUGUUAGAAAGAGAAAGAAAGCGAUCUUAACUUCUUCCUGCAAUCUAAGAAUGGGAAACAAAAGUGAUUUUGAGGGGGGAUGGGGAAGGAAGGGGGGGGGGUGUUUAGAAAAAAAAUUAACACGUAUGUUGUUUGGUAUUUUAACACUUUGAAAAAUACUACAUAAGUAAUUACGAAAUAUUGGCACUGCGUAAUUCUUGACAGAAGUCAUAGAAACUAACACCUUGAGAUUUCUCGUAGGAUUAACUUAAAAUCUCGUAACUAUUUACUAUUGAACGCCAUCUGUGAAAAUGUAAGAACAAAAAUACCCUCCCCCCCAUCCUCUAUUCAUUUUGAGCUGGAUACUUCUUUGCUAGUUCACCCUGACUGAUGCUGAGAAGUAUUGUGGUGCAUCAAUUGUCUUCCAAACUAAAACUCCUUCAGCCUCAGUAUGCUACAGCCAUUGGCCUUCGUCGAUGUUGUUGCUGAUGCGAUCUGAGUGAGACCUGUGGGGGAAAAAAAGUCUGAUUUCGUGCAGAAUGCAGUGGAAGGUUUGCAGCAUUUCCCAGUGUUUCAACAUCACAAUGUCACUUAUACUGUAAAGAAUAAUAAAGAAAAAUGUUAUCAA
Molecule: messenger RNA, 4662 nt
Organism: Bacillus rossius redtenbacheri
Lineage: Eukaryota; Metazoa; Arthropoda; Insecta; Phasmatodea; Bacillidae
Exons: 19
Coding region: 1-2634 (877 amino acids)
Biological process (GO): protein phosphorylation; multicellular organism development; cell surface receptor protein tyrosine kinase signaling pathway
Cellular component (GO): signaling receptor complex; plasma membrane
Molecular function (GO): transmembrane receptor protein tyrosine kinase activity; ATP binding
Source: RefSeq, a predicted model, not a curated record